This is a messenger RNA of Staurois parvus, 2132 nucleotides long. The record is from the annotation of a GenBank genome assembly. NCBI's taxonomy places the organism in Eukaryota, Metazoa, Chordata, Amphibia, Anura, Ranidae.
AGGAAACUCGUUCCAGUGGAUACUUUGACUCCAGAAAAUGUUUUGUAUUGGAAAGCACUUUGUUUGUGAGUACAUUAAAUCCAAAGGUGAUGAAGGAGAGGCUGCACUAGAGCAAAUUUUACCAGAGCCAGCUGUGUAUGCGGAGUAUCUGUUACGUUAUCUUCAAACACUUCCUGUGCUAACGGAGGAAGAAAAAGCAGAUAUGACUAAAAUUGAAGACCUGAUGACUAAAGCAUUCAUUGGACAGCAGCUGAUUCAUAUAAUAGGCUGCCUGGAUACCAGUGAAGAGGGAGGAAGAAAACGUCUUCUUGCUGUAUUACAAGAGAUACUUAUCAUGCCCAAUGUUCCAACAUCAUUUAUAUCUCCUCUGGUGGAGAUACUACUCCGUGUUAUAAAGGAUGACGACCGUAGAAUUGUAACUGUAGCAGAAAUGAUUUCUGAGCUCCGAGAGCCAAUUGUCACGGUCGACAAUCCACCAGAUGUUGCAGAGUCCAGGAAACUACAAGUGAAGAUUGCUAAUAUAAAAGUGCAGCUUAUGGAAGCAAAGCAAGCUCUGGAGGAUUCUAUAAAUGCUCAAGAUUUUGGUAAAGCUUCUGAAAUUAAAGGAAAAGGUCUCAGAGUUGGAAACGGUGAAAGCACAGCUGAUUAAAGAAGCAGAAGAACCAGAACUCAAAGAAAUCCGUGUUGAAAAGAAUGACCCUGAAACACUUCUAAAGUGCUUGAUUAUGUGUAACGAACUCCUAAAGCACAUUUCCCUUUCUAAAGGACUUGGAGGAACGUUGAAUGAGAUAAUUCAAUCACUGAUACUUCCAGGAAUAACCAAUGUUCAUCCUUCUGUCAGGAACAUGGCAGUCUUGUGCAUUGGCUGCUGUGCCUUGCAGAGCAAAGACUUUGCAAAACAACACAUGACUCUGCUCCUGCAGAUAUCACAGCUGGACGAGGUCAAGGUGAGGACCAGUGCCUUGAACGCAGUGUUUGAUCUUCUUCUGCUUUUUGGACUUGAAAUUCUAAAGCCAAAGGAAGAUGCUAGUGAUAACCCCGAAAAUAAACCGGAAGAUGAAACCGAUGGAGCCCUUGAAUCUGAACAGUCUCACCUUGCAGAUAAAACUGAUGAAGUAGUAACACCUGAGACCUCUGCUUUGAAUUCCAUAUUAAAGAUGUUCUCUGAUUUCCUGGACAGUGAGGUUCCAGAAAUCAGGACAGAAACUGCUGAAGGUUUAGCCAAACUGAUGUUCUCAGGAAGAUUGAAAAGUGCUAAGCUCCUGUCACGUCUGAUACUUCUGUGGUACAAUCCAGUGACUGAAGAGGACACAAAACUGCGUCACUGCCUUGGUGUCUUCUUCCCAAUUUUUGCUUAUUCGUCUCGAAUAAAUCAGGAGUGCUUUGAAGAAGCUUUCCUGCCUACGCUACAGACCCUCUUUAACGCCCCAGCUUCCUCUCCACUUGCUGAUGUUGAUGUCUCCAAUGUUGCCGAACUGCUGGUUGAUCUAACAAGGCCAAGUGGAUUAAAAGCACAAAAGAAUAUUUCCCCAGAUUAUCAGAUUUCCACAGUACACGACAGCUUGGCUCUAAAAAUAUGCAAUGAAAUACUGAAAGAUCCUACAUCUCCAGAUGUUCGUAUAUAUGCAAAAUCUUUGUGCUCCCUUGAGCUGUCGAAAGAGUUUGCAACAGAGCUGCUGCCAGUUUUGGACAUAGCUCUAGAGGAUAUAACAGAUAAAGUGUGCGAGAGGGCAUUAGAAAAGGUCAAGAUGCAAUUAAGUAACAACAAGAAUUCCAAGGAGGAAGGUGCUGUCGCACAGGAAGCCACAAGUGUAGCGAAUGAUGAAGAAAACAUAGAAGCAAAACCAAAUGAAGAAAAUGAUGAUGUCUUUGAAGAACAAAAUGCUGACUCCUCAAAGAUGAAGUCUGUAAAAGGAAAACCCAGCAAAGGUCGCAAAAAGGCACCUUCUACAGGGACCAGGAAGAAGAGUAGCCGGGCUACCGAUCGAGGGGAUGGUGAUGGGGACAAAAAGGAAGAGACACAGACAUCUACAGUCAGUACAAGACCUUCAAGAAGAGCCAAAAGCAUUGCCAUGGAAAAAACUAAAAUGAAUCUCUCCAAACUUAUAAAUGAAGAGGCCAACGCACAGUAA